Messenger RNA from Medicago truncatula (barrel medic), 669 nucleotides. RefSeq lists its product as uncharacterized. The transcript is spliced from 2 exons. The record is from RefSeq and is a predicted model, not a curated record. NCBI's taxonomy places the organism in Eukaryota, Viridiplantae, Streptophyta, Magnoliopsida, Fabales, Fabaceae. Gene Ontology annotation, molecular function: RNA-DNA hybrid ribonuclease activity; nucleic acid binding. The coding region runs from base 1 to 669 and encodes 222 amino acids.
AUGGAGCAAGUAACAGAGUCGAAUGGAAGUAUAAUUGAGAGAGCAAAACAUCUCCUUGAGGAUUGGAGAAAUGCAAACAAGAAGCAGCAAGUGCAGGCAUCUCAGCAAGGAAAUACAACUGUUGUCAUGCUGCCAAAUACACCACAGGUCACGGUAGGAAGUAAUGAAGAGACUAGGUGGAAAAAACCAAUGCGUGGGCGGCUGAAAUGUAACGUGGUCGCUUCGUUCUCAUCUUCCACUAAUAAAGUGGGUGUAGGUAUGUGUAUAAGGGACGAAGAUGGAUGCUUUGUUCGUGCAAAAACAAUGUGGCACACACCGUUAUGUUCAGUUGAUAUUGGAGAAGCAUUGGGGCUGCAUCACACUAUCCGUUGGGUUCAUGAGCUACAACUCCAAAAUGUGAAUUUUGAGGUUGAUUCGAAGCGUGUAGCGGACUAUUUUAACCGAGGCAAUGGUGAUAUCACAAAAUUUGAGGUCAUUAUGGAUAGUAAUAGGCACUAUUGUUCUCUUUAUUUACCAAACUCUCAUGUUGAGUUUUACAGGAGGCAAGCGAAUGGAGUUGCCCAUGAAUUAGCAAAGGCAUCCCUUUCCGAAUCUAGCUUCCAAGAUACUUCACGUCUUCCUAUGUGCUCUUUAGCCUUGGACCACCUCGACGAGAUGCCUCGCUUCUAG